This is a messenger RNA of Hylaeus volcanicus, 1516 nucleotides long. RefSeq names its product glycerol-3-phosphate dehydrogenase 1-like protein. Gene Ontology annotation, molecular function: NAD binding; protein homodimerization activity; glycerol-3-phosphate dehydrogenase [NAD(P)+] activity. Bases 58 to 1185 code for a protein of 375 amino acids. Gene Ontology annotation, cellular component: glycerol-3-phosphate dehydrogenase (FAD) complex; cytosol. The record is from RefSeq and is a predicted model, not a curated record. Gene Ontology annotation, biological process: glycerol-3-phosphate catabolic process; carbohydrate metabolic process. The transcript is spliced from 3 exons. NCBI's taxonomy places the organism in Eukaryota, Metazoa, Arthropoda, Insecta, Hymenoptera, Colletidae.
GAUACUUUUUAAGAUAAAAUAAUUCUAAAGAUAGAUUGAUUUUCACAAAAAAAAAAAAUGCUAUCAACAAAAGCAAUACAAGAGAGAAAAAAACUUCAAGUCGCCAUUUUAGGUGGAGGAAGUUGGGGAACAGCUAUAUCACGUAUCGUGGCUAAAAAUGCGGAGAAAUAUUCAAUUUUCUCGUCUUCCGUGUACAUGUGGAUUCGUAAUGAAUUAUUUAAAGAAGAACAGCUUACAGAGUAUAUGAACCGCGAGCAUGAGAAUCCCAAAUAUUUACCAGGAAUUAAAUUACCUACAAAUCUAAUAGUGAUUUCCGACUUUUCUUUACUAGAUACGGCAGAUUUACUUAUCUUUGCAGUUCCCCAUCAAUAUUUGGAAAAUCUUGUCAUACAACUUAAAGGUUGCGUAUCACCCAAAGCACAUGGUAUAAGCUUAAUCAAAGGAUUAGGUGUAAGAGAUGGUUCUCCUUUUUUGUUUUCAAAUGUUAUUCAUGAACAACUUGGUAUAACUUGUAGCGUUUUAUCGGGUGCUAAUGUCGCUUUAAAUAUAGCACGUAAUGAAUUUUCGGAAACCACUAUUGGGUAUCCUUUAGAUAAUGUUGAAAUAGCCAGCGUGUGGCAAAGAUUAUUUGAUGAUGCAACUUUUAAAGUGAAUUGUUUACCGGAUAUUAAAGGCAUUGAAAUAUGUGGAGCACUUAAAAAUGUGAUUGCUUUGGGUGCUGGCUUUUGUGAUGGAAUGAAAUUAGGAUCGAAUACAAAAGCUGCUAUCAUUCGUAUAGGAUUUGAAGAAAUGCGUUUUUUCGCUUCAUAUUUUUUCUCACCUAUCUUUUUUGAAACGUUUUUUGAUAGUGCCGGUUAUCCCGAUGUCAUAACAACAUGUUUUGGAGGACGUAAUGUGAAAUGUGCUGAAGCUUUUAUUCAAUCUGAAAAUGGUAAAGAUUGGACUGUUUUAGAAUCCACCAUGCUGAAUGGUCAAAAAUUACAAGGCCCACCUACAUGCUCCGAUGUUUAUAAAGUGAUUUGCCAUCAUCAUUUACAAAAAAAAAUGCCUUUUUUUGUUACUGUUUAUGAAAUCUCUUUUAAUCAUUUAAACCCACAAGAAUUAAUUCAUCGCUUUACUACUAAUACUUUACGAGUUAUUCAAUAUGUUGCGGAUUGUACACCUUUAAGACAUACGUUGGCAUAAAAAUUCAUUGACUUUUGGGGGCAUUCCUCUAUACAGUAUUCCUUUGUUUACACUCAAUGACCUCCCUUCCAUAAAGUAAUUUAUUUAUCAUUUGUCAAAAUUUUUUUUUUACAAUGAUAUUUUUUUUUUUCUUACUUGUUUUGGCUCUUCUUGUUAAAUCGCUUUUAUUUGAAAAAAGCAAAACGGAUAUAUUACAAAAAUUUAUCAUUUUCUGUGUUCUCUUCAUUGGCAUUGCUUGGAACAACAUGACUAUUGCUUGGCUCAACUCCAUUAUUUUCUUCUUCACAUCGAUCAAUCCAUUCCGAAUAAAUAUCAAUAGGUUCUGUUAAUG